AUGUCUUUACCACUGCCCGUCACUACGCCUACAAUGCCACCGAGCAAAGAGGCCGCAAAGCACGAGUGCGUCUCGGAGGACGCGCUGCAGCACCUCAAAUCCUACAAAUACUCGAGCGUCGAUAAAUCCUUCAUCUCCCGCUACAUACUCAAGCACUACUGGAAUGGCUUCGUCGAGCUUUUGCCCCUGUGGAUUGCGCCGAACCUCGUCACAUUAUUAGGCUUCUUCUUCAUCCUAGGCAACAUUGUAUUGCUAGAACUAUACGUGCCGGAUCUGGUCGGACCAGCACCGUCAUGGGUAUACUACAGCUUUGCUUUUGGCAUGUGGAUGUACUCCACCAUGGACAACGUCGACGGGAAGCAAGCGCGCCGCACCGGAACAUCGAGCCCGCUAGGAGAGCUAUUCGAUCAUGGAAUUGACUCGCUCAAUUGCACUUUGGCCAGCCUGUUGGAGACAGCAGCUGUUGGAUACGGCUCGACCAAAAUUGGCGCUUUCACCGCCCUCAUUCCUGUCCUCCCGAUGUUCCUUUCCACAUGGGAAACGUACCACACGCAUACGCUUUAUUUGGGAUACUUCAACGGGCCUACAGAGGGUCUGAUACUUGCAUGCCUAUUCAUCUGCAUGUCCGGCUACUUUGGCCCUGAGAUCUGGUCCACUCCACUCGCUACGUAUUUUCCGUCGUACAAGGCAGAAAUUGGCGACUUCACGCUGAAAGAACUCUGGAUUCCUAUCAUCCUGUUUGCCUUCUUUGUUGCCCAUUUGCCAGCCUGCAUCGUCAAUGUCGCACGAGCACGAAAGGCCAAGAACCUGCCUCUCCUACCCACUCUCUACGAGUGGACACCGCUGGUCGUCUUUGUUGCUUGCACCAUGGCCUGGCUUGGAUCGCCAUACUCGAAGCUGCUGGAGGACAAUCACCUCGUUCUCUAUUGCCUGACCAUGUCCCUGGUCUUCGGGCGCAUGACGACUAAGAUUAUUCUGGCUCAUCUCACGCAUCAACCUUUCCCGUACUGGACGAUGAUGCUCGUACCUAUGAUUGGAGGUGCUCUGCUUGUCAACCACCCAUACUUUACGAUUCCUGGAACCACUUUCGGGCCCAUCUCCGCCAACUUCGAGUUAUGGUAUCUUCGCGCAUACUUCGUCUUUGCUGCUGUUGUCUACGGAAAAUGGGCGCACCUUGUGAUCACGAGCAUUUGCAAUUACCUCGGCAUCAAUUGCCUGACGAUCCCCAAGGAGACAGCCGAGAAACACGCAAGAUCCAACGGCGCCGCAAACGGAGUACACUUUGAGAAAGGUCGUCAAGACUAG
Cucurbitaria berberidis CBS 394.84 is the source of this 1305-nucleotide messenger RNA. RefSeq names its product ethanolaminephosphotransferase 1. Gene Ontology annotation, biological process: phospholipid biosynthetic process. Lineage: Eukaryota; Fungi; Ascomycota; Dothideomycetes; Pleosporales; Cucurbitariaceae. The transcript is spliced from 7 exons. Gene Ontology annotation, cellular component: membrane. The record is from RefSeq and is a predicted model, not a curated record. The coding region runs from base 1 to 1305 and encodes 434 amino acids. Gene Ontology annotation, molecular function: phosphotransferase activity, for other substituted phosphate groups.